Molecule: messenger RNA, 1530 nt
Organism: Aspergillus sclerotioniger CBS 115572
Lineage: Eukaryota; Fungi; Ascomycota; Eurotiomycetes; Eurotiales; Aspergillaceae
Product: UDP-galactose transporter HUT1
Exons: 2
Coding region: 188-1480 (430 amino acids)
Biological process (GO): UDP-galactose transmembrane transport
Cellular component (GO): Golgi membrane; endoplasmic reticulum membrane
Molecular function (GO): UDP-galactose transmembrane transporter activity; UDP-glucose transmembrane transporter activity
Source: RefSeq, a predicted model, not a curated record
CAUGGCAUCAUCCUCCCUGUCAAUAUAAAGCGCCGGUUUCCUCGAGCUUCCGGUUCGGAGUUUUCUGUCCUUUCCUACUUUGAUCUGCGCGCCAGUGUUUGGCUUUCGAGACCUCAUCGGUUUUGUCUUUGUCCCCCUUUCCUUUUGCACCUACCUGGACGGAGUAUAAGCGCCCAUUCCAAGAAUCAUGGCGCGCCAGAAACAAACAGCGCCUUUGCAACGGGCCACGUCCUCGGAAUUGAUGCAUGUGCCGCCGGCUGAAUCGCCGUCUGAUAAAAAGAUGAACGGAAGUAGUGGGAAGUCUUCUGUCGCGAAUGGAAGCGCGUCCGGAAAGGGUGCGGAUGAGGCCGCGCAGGAGACUCCGGGCUUGAUGCAGCUUGCCAUCUGUGUCUUUGGCAUUUAUGCCGCGUUCCUUUCCUGGGGCGUUCUCCAAGAAGCCAUCACCACGGUGUCGUAUCCUGUCCACCCCCCGACUGCAGAAGUCCCCGAACCACCAACGGAGCGCUUCACCUACUCGAUCGUCCUGAACACCAUCCAGUCGACGUUCGCUGCCAUCACCGGCUUCUUGUACCUUUUCUUCUCGACUCCGUCCGGCCAGAAGAUCCCCUCGAUCUUCCCUACAAGACGCAUCCUCUUCCCUCUGCUCCUUGUCAGCAUCUCCUCGUCUCUCGCGUCGCCUUUCGGAUAUGCCAGUCUGGCGCACAUCGAUUACCUCACUUUCAUCCUUGCCAAGUCGUGCAAGCUGCUGCCGGUCAUGUUCCUGCACCUGACUAUCUUCCGGAAGAGAUACCCCUUGUAUAAGUACGGAGUGGUCCUCCUGGUCACCCUGGGAGUUGCCACCUUCACCCUGCACCACCCCGGAACAAGCAAGAAAGUCGCCGCAUCAGCUGCAAAGGGUCAGUCAGGCUCGAGCACGUGGGGAAUCUUCCUCCUUUCUAUCAACCUGCUCCUGGACGGCCUCACGAACACCACCCAGGACCACGUCUUCAGCUCUCCGCAGUUGUACACGCGCUUCACCGGGCCGCAAAUGAUGGUGGCCCAGAAUGUCCUUUCGACGUUCCUGACGAGCAGCUAUCUGUUGAUCAUGCCCCAUCUGUCCUCGACCGGCAUCCUGCACAAUAUUCUCCCCUUCCCCAUUCCCCCAUCCACCGAGACUGAGCUGAACUCCGCCAUCAGCUUCCUGUCCCGCCACCCGGAGGCCCUGAAGAACGUGCUCGGGUUCGCCGCGUGCGGUGCCAUCGGACAGCUCUUCAUCUUCUACACGCUGUCUCGCUUCUCGUCCUUGCUCCUGGUGACCGUGACCGUCACGCGCAAGAUGCUGACCAUGCUCCUGAGUGUUUUCUGGUUCGGCCACUCGCUCUCGGCCGGACAAUGGCUAGGCGUGGGUCUCGUCUUCGGGGGAAUUGGUGCCGAGGCCAUCGUUCAACGGCAAGAGAAGAAGGCCAAGGAGCGCGCGAAGGCGUCCAAAAAGCAGGAGUAGGGACAAUCCUCCACCUGAUCUGUAUUACUUCUGGAUAUGUACAUAGCUUU